AUGGGCAACCUUUCUACGGACGCUAUUGUGACUAUUAUCAGUACAAUUCCCGGAUUGCUUGUGUCGUCUUUGAGUGCUUGGUUCGCAUACGCAGCAAUUCGUCGCCGGCAUCUCGCCGCUAACGACAUCGAGACCUCAACUCUUAUUGUGCGCAUCAUCUACUGCUCCUCAACUUCCGCCUGUGCCAGCAGUACGGCCUCAGCUCACGGAUGCGAACUCACCGGUCGCAUUUGGACGACCACCAAGUCAACAACUCGACCAGAUCUUGCCUAA
Messenger RNA from Fusarium venenatum, 273 nucleotides. The record is from RefSeq and is a predicted model, not a curated record. NCBI's taxonomy places the organism in Eukaryota, Fungi, Ascomycota, Sordariomycetes, Hypocreales, Nectriaceae.